AUGGAGGGCUUACGUAUACAUAAAUCCGACAGCACGAAGGAGAUUUUGAAACAAAAACCAGAAAAAAAUAGCAAAGAAUAUCAACCAUCGAGCGCCAGUAUGGAUAGGUUGAAGGUAACAGAUGAAUAUAUCAAGAAGCUAGAAGAUGAGAAGAAUGAAUUGCAGGAAAAAUUGAUGAGACAGGAGAAAGUUAUUGACAUAUUACAAGGACAAUUGACAGCUAAUGGAAUUCCAAUACUUUCAGGGACUAUAACUUCUAUUUUGAAUGGAGAAAUCAGUGAAGCACCUUCAACAAGCGCGAAAGAAUCAAAUGAAGAAGAUAUACCACAGCGUUCUGUAAGACGACAAAUGACACCACAGAAAGGUCUUAGGAAUAAGACAUCGUCAAGCUCAUUGGGGUCCAAUCGUAGCCUUCAAAUACCCAAAUCUCCAAUAGGUCAUUUAUCACCCAUGACGCCCGUUGAUAGAACAAGGGAUUACGAAUCUAAUAGGUCUUCAGUAUAUUCAGAUAUUGAAGAUGGAACGUCGUACAGGAGAAGCUUUACACAGGCAGAAGACUUAAGCAAAUCCAGCAAUAAAGAUAAUGCUAAUGAAACAAUUGAAAUGAACCAUAAUGACACUAUUAACGAGGAUUCAGAUUUGAAACAAGUUGAAGAAUCUAAUCGUACAUUUGAACCGAACGAUGAAAGUUCGAUUAACACAGUUUUGGAAAAUACGAAAGUCAAACCUACAACUAAUGGGGCCAUGGAUAAUAAGCUGCCUAUUAAUGAUAGUAUAUCUACAAAGAAGGAAAUUUCCACUACUAACUUGCUUAAUACGAACGAUGAAAUGAAAGCCUCUGGUCUGGUUACGCAACAUAAGAAUACAAGUACCAGCAGUUUUAACUCGAAUUAUAAAUCGAGAAUCAAAUUACCACCAAGCUUACAACCACCGCAAAAACAAGGUAAAGACUUAUCCAUUGACACGUCUAUAGCCUCAUCAUCGGGAAUGAAGGCUCUUAAUAGUGCCGAAAGAAAUGACUCGAUUGGACGCCAAAUUUCUAAUGAUCAAAUUUCUAUUCAGUCUCUGAUAACUACACCUAUGGAAGGGCCCCCCAGCCAAAGCACCCCAAAACUUGGCAGUGAUACCGGAAGUUUUAGGAAACUAGCAUUGACUCCAGAAAUGGGUGGUUUCAAUGGAAAAUUUGCGCAACGAUCAAAUGAUCAACUUACAGGGGAUUCCCAAACGCACAUUCAACAGCCUAUGCUCGAUAAUGACUCUACUUUGUUGAGGACGCCAAUAACUAACGAAUUUUUGUCACACGAUUCCGAAUCUUUAUCAAGGUUGUCUACACAGACACCUAAUUCUAGCUUUCAAGUCUUACAUACUCCAAAGGCAGAAGAAGAUAGUGCGCUUUUUAUUAAACCUGAUGAAUUUCAGACAAUAAGUCUUACGGUGGUUAGUACCAUAAAUAUAAGCAACUCAGCAUCAUCAAAGAAAGAUGAUCCUGCCUGUACUAUAUCAAUUAACGACAGAGAAUCACAGAAAGAAAUGUGGCGAAUUCGUAAGACUCACUCACAGUUGAUGGCUUUUGAUAAUGAAAUUAGACCAAUAGUUGAGUAUUUUGGUUUACCACCAAUACCUGAUAAGUCUUUAUUGUUGUCAACUUCCCCGAACAAAGUUGAUGCUCGUAAAAAUAAUUUGCAAAAUUAUUUCAAUACAAUCUUUCUAAUGCCUCAUCUUCCUCACAUUAUCUUAUAUCGGAUUUGCAAGUAUCUUUCAUUGGAUUUCAUUAAUCCGUUAGAUGAUUUUAGGAGUGGUGCAAGAAAAGAAGGCUAUUUGAUUCGCCGUUAUAAGGGAUUGGGUUCAUCUUGGAAAAUUAGGUGGUGUCAAGUCGAUGGUCCAUUCUUGGAAAUAUACGAAAUACCUGGGGGUGUAUGUAUAGAACAAAUUAAAUUGAAAGGUUCUCAGAUCGGUAAACAGACAAACGACUCAGUAGCGGAAGAAAGAGGUUAUAGACAUGCAUUCUUAAUUAUGGAACCCCAGAAGAAAAUAUCGUCUUCUUCAUCGAAGUACUUCUUUUGUGCUGAAAGCGAUGAAGAAAGAGAUGACUGGGUUGAAGCAUUAGUUGAAUUCAAUGAAGUGGGUGACACAUCUAUGACAUCUUAUGGAUCAAAUGAUAACGAUAAUUCCUUUUCAACAGAUCUCGACGAAAGGUAUAAGGAUAAUCAAGAAGAAGAAAUAACUAAGCAAUAUUCUUCACAGACAUCUAAUCCACAGACAGGAUUUGUGGGUGGAUAUCACUAUCAACAAAGCACUUCCAGCAUUGACCUUCCAAAUAAUAAUAUUGCUGAGAAGCCAAGUCAGAAAGAUUUGAAAGAGGCUAAAAGAUUGAAGAAAAGAAGUAUAUUUCCUUUCCGUAACAAGCUUAAUUCGCUGAUAUUUGAUUCUAAUCCGACGGAUACAGACCUGUCUCAGACAAUAGUUGCAACACAACCACAGCAAGAACAACAACAAGAAUCAAAUAUACAGCUGUAUUUAGAUCUGAUGAAUUUGGAUGAUGAUCUAACAAAAGCAAUAUUUGGUAGAGAGCUUUCUGUGGCGUAUGAAUUAUCCAAUCAUAAGCUUUUUGAUAGAAGCAUUCCAAGUAUUUGCUAUAGAUGCUUAGAUUUCUUAUUGAAGGCAGGAGCUAUAUAUGAAGAAGGUAUCUUUAGAUUAAGCGGAUCUGCAUCUAGCAUUAGACAGUUGAAAGAUCAAUUUAAUACUAAUUUCGAUUUAGACUUAUUCGAAUCACCAUUACAACCUGAUAUGCACACAGUAUCUGGAUUAUUGAAGACAUACUUGAGAGAAUUACCAACACCAAUAUUAGGGGGCCAACAAUAUAAUGAUUUGAAACAUAUAGCUGAUACUAGAGGUGAAUCAAGUUCAAGGUCAGAGUUAGCCUUGAUAUUCCGAGACUACUUGAGUAAUUCGUCGAAUAUCGAUGAUAUACACUACAACGUAUGCUAUGUGAUCUUUAAAUUCUUGCACCAAAUUAUUGCGAAUAAAGGGACGAAUAGAAUGAAUUUAAGAAAUGUUUGUAUUGUUUUCGUGCCUACAUUGAAUAUUUCUCUUGAAGUCUUGACGAUUCUUUUAGUUGAUUUUGAUUGUAUAUUUGAAGGGGGAUCUCCUAUCGCUAAUGAUAAAAGGGAAGUUCUAGACUUAUACAUUCCAAAUUUUUAA
Debaryomyces hansenii CBS767 is the source of this 3201-nucleotide messenger RNA. RefSeq names its product Bem3p (gene BEM3). NCBI's taxonomy places the organism in Eukaryota, Fungi, Ascomycota, Pichiomycetes, Serinales, Debaryomycetaceae. Gene Ontology annotation, molecular function: phosphatidylinositol binding. The transcript has a single exon. Gene Ontology annotation, biological process: regulation of GTPase activity; signal transduction. Bases 1 to 3201 code for a protein of 1066 amino acids. The record is from RefSeq and is a predicted model, not a curated record. Gene Ontology annotation, cellular component: cytoplasm.